AUGCCUCCCAGGCUGAAUAUACCGCCGAUCACCCGCAUACUCCUCCUGCUGCUCCUCUUUCAAUCCUUCCUCAGCGGCGCCAUCCGGUACUCGCAAUGGAACGGGAAGAAUGAUAUCGUCGUGCCAUACCUGGUGAUGGUCCCGCAGCUGUCGCUGAUAUAUCCUUGGACCUUUGUCACGACCACUCUAGUCGAGAACAACCUCUUUACACUGGGCCUUUCUGCGGCAACUAUUUUCUAUGGUGGUAGAUAUCUGGAAAGGGCGUGGACGUCCAAGGACUUUGCGAAGUUCCUGCUGGUUACGACUUUGAUCCCAAAUGUCCUGUGCUUUGGUUUCCUGGUGGUGAUGUUUGCAGUAACGACAGAUAUGAGCUGGACGUUGACCACCAUCAACGGCACAAUCCCACUACAGAUCUCCUUCCUCGUUGCAUUCUCUCAACUCCUGCCCGCGCAUACCGUCACCCUCUUCAAAGGGAUCAUCUCCCUCCGAGUCCCCAGAUUCCCACUCCUCCACGUCAUCGCAGUGACCGUCCUAGCAGUCAUGCCGCUCCUGAGUGCCGCAUCAUUCUUCCUUGUCGUUACCGGCUUCCUAACAAGUUGGACAUACCUACGAUUCUACAAAGCUGCAUUCCCAGAUUUGGAAACCUCGCAGCCAUCGUCAUUACGCGGAGACGCUAGCGAGACCUUCGCGUUUUCGGAAUUCUUCCCCGACCUAGCGAAGCCCUAUGUCGCCGCCUUCGCAGAUCAAGUCUACAAUAUCUUCGUCGCUCUACACAUCUGCACCCCAUUUUCAGCCGCGAACGCAUCUGGUUCUCGCGGCGACGUGGUGAUGCAAAGGCUAACACCGGGUAGUGCAAGGGCAGAGGCUGAGCGCAGGAGGGCGUUGGCCCUGAAGGCGCUGGAUCAAAGGUUGCAUGCUGCAUCAGCGGCUGGAAAGCCGAAGACGACAGCUCCCCCACCACCGGCUGUGGCCGGACCUAGCGUGCAGAUACAACCGCAGCCGAAUGUGCAAGCUCCCGGGAGUAUGCUCGGAGAGACGAGCUAUGUACCAGAGAGGGAAGAGGAGAAGGAUGCUCAUUGA
Venustampulla echinocandica is the source of this 1080-nucleotide messenger RNA. RefSeq lists its product as uncharacterized. Gene Ontology annotation, biological process: retrograde vesicle-mediated transport, Golgi to endoplasmic reticulum. NCBI's taxonomy places the organism in Eukaryota, Fungi, Ascomycota, Leotiomycetes, Helotiales, Pleuroascaceae. The record is from RefSeq and is a predicted model, not a curated record. Bases 1 to 1080 code for a protein of 359 amino acids. Gene Ontology annotation, cellular component: Golgi apparatus; membrane. The transcript is spliced from 2 exons.